Molecule: messenger RNA, 2150 nt
Organism: Oryzias latipes (Japanese medaka)
Lineage: Eukaryota; Metazoa; Chordata; Actinopteri; Beloniformes; Adrianichthyidae
Source: RefSeq, a predicted model, not a curated record
CAACAAUAUAUCUAUAGCAGCGCCUUUUUCUAGGUUUUGAUUGUAGUUGUGAAAAUUAGAUGAGAGAGUUUUGCUGAAGUUGGCUUCCCAGUCAAUUUUUGAUUCACCGGACACAUUUUUAGAUAGAUAUUUCAUCGGUACUGAAGUUCUUAGUUUAAAACUGACUUCAUCGUAGAUAUCUGACCAGAUAGGCUAUCUAAAAGAACCGGUUUAAACAAAACUUUUCUUCAGUUGAUUACAAGUUUAGCGCGCUACAUCGCCCCCGACUCAUUUUGAAUGCCGCCCUCCUACGUCAUUGCUUUGACAAAAGGAAUCCUCCAAACAGUAACUUUACCUCUACUUCCGCGCUGGUUUACAACAGAAAAGAUGUCGGUCAGAUGUCUGUUUAUCGUGUCUGGGGUUUUACUCUGGACCCUUGUCCGUCUGACCAUGAGCAUCCAGCUGGAUUAUCUUUUCCCAGAGACUCAGGAUGGAGAUUUUGGCAAAACCUUCAAAAGAGAGAUGGAGGAGGAGAUGACUUUUGACUCAGAGUCCACAGAUCAUGCAUAUCUUAGGACCCGAGGUGGACAUGGCAAAAGUUCUGCUUCUGCAUCUCCAGGCAUUCAUGAUGCAAACCUCCAGAACUUUCACACAAAGCUGCCGGAUGAUUCCAGUACUAUGACCGCUCCCACAGUUUCCCCAGAUGACGUUCCACAUUACAAUAGAUACCCUGCAGAUUUAUUUUCUGUUGAACAGCGCAGAAAGGGAUGGGUAUAAUGUACAUGUUUGUGUCACUUAUAAUCAUCUGUGAUGGGUUCUUUGUUCCUGCCGUUGGUCUAAUUAUGGAGAAGUUGGCCGUCUCUGAUGAUGUAGUUGGAGCCACCUUCAUGGCUGCUGGAAGAUCCUUUCCCAGUGUUCUUUUUAGUCUAGUAACAGUCUUCUUCACAGACAGCAGAGUUAGCUUGGGGGGAGUCUUCGCUUCAGGAGUUUACAGAAUUGUGUUUGUGACAGGAAUGUGUGCUGGGUUGUCUCCGACAGUUCUUCAUCUGAGCUGGUGGCCACUUUUCAGGGACUUGUCAUUCUACCUGCUUUACCUCAUUUUAGUCGGGCUCUUUUUCUUGGACAAUGCUAUAAGGUGGUGGGAGAGCGGGGCUCUGGUGGCAGGGUAUAUUCUGUAUGUCACCUUCAUGAAGUUUAACACUCAGGCAGAGAUGGUGUUCAAGUCUAUCCUCCGCAAACUGAAGCCCGUUCAGACAGACAAUUCAGCUGAAGCCUCCCCUAAGGUAAAUGCAGAUGUGCUUCUGGGAGAAGAUGGUCCAGAAGCAUCCCGCUCCUUGCAGUGGUCUGACACCCGGUGUAAGCGGGCCAUCUACCUCUUCCUGUUGCAGAUCAAGCUGCCACUGUGGCUCACCAUUCCCGAUGUCCGAACCCGGAAAUAUAGAAGAUGCGGUGACCUUCCUGGUUUCCAUUAUUUGGAUUUGUGUUUUCUCCUAUUUCACACAUUGGUGGACCUAUCAGAUUGGAGAAACUGCAGAAGGCUUGCAAUUUAUGGGGAUUUUGAUCUUGAUUAUAUGCAGCCCUGACCUUAUUACCAGUGUAAUUGUGACUCGCAAAGGCCUGGGGAACAUGGCUGUAUCCAGCAGUAUAGGCAGUAGCAUCUUCAGCAUGACUGUGAGUCUCCCGCUGCCAAUGCUGCUGUACUCCUUGAGCCACGGUUUUGCUCCUGCAGGUGUCAGCUCCAAAGGGAUCUUUUGCAGCAUGAUGCUACUCGUCCUCAUGCUCGUCUUGGCCAUCGUCUCCAUUAUAUCCUGCAAGUGGAAGAUGAAUAAAGCUUUGGGUGCCAGCUUGGUCCUGCUUUACAUCAUUUUUGUGGUCACAAGCAUUCUUUUCGUCCUUGGCAUCAUUGUCUGUCCCUUAUUCUAGAUGAGAGGAAUUCAACUUUUGCUUUAGCAAAAAAAGUUCCUGUUAUUCUGAUAUUUGAUACCUUAUUUUAAUGCACACAAGGACAUUUUUGGUCAGUUUACACCUUAGAUUUAUUAACAAAAGUUGCUUUUUCUUGUGUAAGAGUUUGUACAAGUAUACCACACCUCCCUCUAUUUAUUACAGAUAUUGCACACUCUAGUCUUUUGAUGUAGAGUUUUAAGUGAUCUUUUAAUAAUGAUUAUGCUAUU